Penicillium canariense is the source of this 1332-nucleotide messenger RNA. RefSeq names its product NUDIX hydrolase. The transcript is spliced from 2 exons. The record is from RefSeq and is a predicted model, not a curated record. The coding region runs from base 1 to 1332 and encodes 443 amino acids. NCBI's taxonomy places the organism in Eukaryota, Fungi, Ascomycota, Eurotiomycetes, Eurotiales, Aspergillaceae. Gene Ontology annotation, molecular function: coenzyme A diphosphatase activity.
AUGGCGGAGCCAGCCCACCCCAAGCACACGCCGGGCCUAUCCCAGCACCUCCAUGGCGUUUUAACCGAGCUGCAUCGGCGGCCGUACCCACAUGUUCCCAACCCACCAGACUGCAAGAAACGAGCAUCGGUGGCCCUGAUUCUCCGGAUAAAACCGACCUACGACCACUGGCCGAGCUCCAGCACUGGAACAAGUGAUCCCUCUUUGUCCAUUGAGCAGCGUCUGCAGAGUUUCUUUGCCCAGCCGUGGGUUCAGCAUGGGGAUCCGGAGGUUUUGUUCAUCAAGCGCGCCUCGCGUGUGGGAGAUCGGUGGACCGGUCAUGUCGCUCUGCCGGGUGGAAAGAGGGACCCGGAAGACGUGGAUGAUCGAGCAGCGGCGAUUAGGGAGGCGUCCGAGGAAAUUGGACUGGACCUGACGACGGACGAUGUGAUCAGCGUGGGCAACCUCCCCGAGCGAGUGGUCACUACUAGCUGGGGAUCGAUACCACUGAUGGUUCUUUCCCCGUUUGUCUUCAUUACCACUCGAAGCGAUUGCGCAACAUUGAAACUACAGCCCACCGAGGUGGCAUCAACACAUUGGAUCCCGCUACGAGCUCUGUUAUCCCCGUCCCUUCGUACAGUCGAAUAUGUGGACAUGUCGCAGCGGUUUGCUCGGCAGGGCGGGUUCCUGACUCGCCUGGCUGUGCGGUCCCUGAUGGGCUGGAUGCAGUUCUCGGCCGUUCGACUGCUCCCGUCAGAGACCCAACAGUGCACUUCAGUCCCGGGGUUUGUGCCUGAUGACACGAAUCAAAAGACCUCAUUGAUGUCCAGGUUUAAAUCUUGGAGUCUGAGCAACCAAGCGGAUUCGGGUGAUUUGAACCGCCCCCUGUUACUUUGGGGCCUGACGCUUGGUAUCUUGGCUGAUUUCUUGGACAUGCUUCCUCCUCACACCGCCGUCGAGCUAUGGAAGUACCCUACAUUCACUGCGCCUGAUUUACGCUUCAUUGUAAGUGUCUUGACCUUCCACCUACGAAAGCGCAAUGCGCGUGACGUGAAAUUGGGUGCCCGGCCCAACGAAACUGCCGCGGACAGCGAAACCGCCGCCCUGCCCGUCACCCCGAAUGCAGACGGCCAUGACCACAACAAAGUGGGGAUCGGUGGUCUGGGUGUUGGCCGGUACUAUGGCCCAGGCGAUCGCGCCGUGGAUGGGACCUCGUACGCCGUGGGCAUCAUGUUGCGGGGAUAUUAUCAACGGUUGCGGAUGGCAAUCUGGCUCUUCCUCGCCUGGCGCGCGGCUCUUGGCUCAGCAGCAGCCAUUACAGUUUGGCGAUUUCUUCGUCGGCGACUCCAGUAA